UUCAUAAGACAACUGGAUGUCACAGAUCACAAACUCUGAACUGUGAAAUUUACCGUUUAAAGCUUGAGCGCUGGUCCGAUGUGAGCUGGUCACAAUGCCCAAAUAUUACGAGGAAAAAGAGGAGGAUGGCCGUGCUUGUGCGGGGAUCCGGGAGGAUUUCAAAGCCUGUCUGCUUCAACAUGAUUGCGUUUUGAAGGAGGGGAAGAAACCAAGUGAGUGUCUGAAGGAGGGUCAUUGCAAGGCCUUGCAGGUUUCUUUCUUUGAGUGCAAAAGAUCCAUGUUGGAUACAAGAGCUCGCUUCCGGGGGAAAAAAGGAUACUAAAGGGGCUACUAGACACUGACCUGUGUGUGGAGCAGCUUCAUGUGAAUUCAGAGUUGCAGCGUGUGUGAAAAUCCAUUGUAAAUAUAAACUUUAUUUAAAGCCGUUGAUUGGUUGUGUUAUUUUAUAGAACCAUUGCUUGUCACUGAGUGCCAACAAGUGAUUCUUCAGGAGCUACGUUAGUAACUGAUUUGAAAUGAGUGUGUAGCGCUCUUCUACCGUGGAUCAGAUUUAAACCUGUCGUAAAGCCAAUGGGACACCAGACCAAUGAAGAAAGACUUCUGUACGACUCAAAGCUACUCUCUCAUUUCUUCACCGCUGGGAAAACAAGA
Messenger RNA from Chanos chanos (milkfish), 651 nucleotides. RefSeq names its product cytochrome C oxidase assembly factor 5 (gene coa5). Gene Ontology annotation, biological process: mitochondrial respiratory chain complex IV assembly. The transcript has 3 exons. The record is from RefSeq and is a predicted model, not a curated record. Lineage: Eukaryota; Metazoa; Chordata; Actinopteri; Gonorynchiformes; Chanidae. Bases 95 to 322 code for a protein of 75 amino acids. Gene Ontology annotation, cellular component: mitochondrion.